AUGUCUACACCGGAAGGGCCCCUUGCGCCUCUUGCCAGCGCAACCAACGGUCUCGCUCACGAGGUCAACGGCUCCGCUUCCGCUAAUGGCAAUGGCGCCGUCGACGGCGCCCCAUCAUUCGAUACCACCCUCUUUCACCAGUAUCUCUCCGCCCUCCUCCCGCCCGUCCUGGGUGCCUUGCCGACCGAGCUCGACUCUCUCUUUGAGGAUGAAUUCGAUGAACGCGUCGCUCGCUUUGCCGCCGAGGGUGGAGGUGUAUUAUAUGUAGUCAAAGUCAAGGAUGAGGGGGAAGAGGAAGCGCCCCCAACGUACUCGUAUCGCCUUGUAACUCAGCUCAGCUACUCCCCUUCCACGGUUACUUCUCUCGCACUCAUCAAACGCAAUCCGACGCUGGAUCCGGUCACACCGCUUGCUUCCCAACUGCAUAUUCUUAACUUAUUUGGCGGAGAGGAGACGCCGUACGAGAGUCUGCACUCUGUCGUUAGUUUCGGUGUCAAGCCAUGGUUCGAUGCGUUCGUCGGCGCACGGGGAGGGAACAAAGAUGGCGGGGACAGCAAAAUGGGCAUCCCGAUGACGAAGAAGAAGUUUGCCGAGCUCGAGCUGUCCCUCCUCCAUCUCCAGCAGAACGUCGAGAUCCCCGAAACACACCUCAUCAUCCACCCCGUCAUCCAGCGCGCCGUCGAGCAGGCGCACGCAUCCGGCGUCCGCCCGAAUCUGUCGCAUAUUCCCGCGAAGCUGCUCAACGACAGCACGUUCCUCAACACGCUGCACGGACACGUCAACUCGUGGAUCAAGUCCAUCCAGGCCGUGACGAAGCUCAGCCGCGACGUCUCGUCCGGCACGGCGUCGCAGGAGAUCAACUUCUGGUUGAGCCUCGAGAGGGCGCUCGAGGGGAUCGAGACGCAGCUGCGGAGCGACGAGGUCAAUAUGGUGAUGGACUGCUUGAGGAACGCGAAGCGCUUUUUGGCGACGGUCAGUUUUAUUGCGGAUACGGGGCUGAAGGCGUCCACGGAGCUCGUGCACAAGUACAACCUCCUGAUGAAAGACUUCCCGCUGAACGAGCUGCUCUCCGCGACGGACCUGGACAAGAUCCAAGAAGCGAUCGUGUUCAUCUUCGGGCACAUCAUCCGCAAGCUCAAGCUCUCGCCGUACCCGAUCCGCCGCGCGCUCCCGCUCGUCGAGGCCAUCUCGCGCGACUUCAACGACCAGCUCCUGCGCGUGCUCACGUCGCACCGGCUCGCGUACCAGCCGUACGACAACUUCGACCGGCUGCUCGGGCAGGCGAUGGGGAUAUUUAGGACGUGGGACGACCAUAUCAAGGAGUUCACGAAUGUUGCGAGGGACGCGAUGCGCAAGAGGCUCGAGAAGUUUAUUCCGAUCAAGGUGAACAGCGCGCACGCGAAGCUGCAGGAGCGGUGUCGGUAUUUGAGGGACUGGCGGAAGCAGCACGAGCAGCUGGCGGUGAUGACGGGGCCGACGAAGGGCCUGGGCACGAUGGUGAAGGAGGUGGGCGGGAUUGAUAUGGAGGAGGAGGUGAAGGAGGCGUAUGAGGUGAUUAAGAGGAUCGAUGUGCUGGAUGUGUCUGUUGAGGGCACGGAGAUCUGGGUGACGGCCGAGAACGCGUACAAUGAGCGCGUGGCGCGCGUUGAGAACCAGAUUAUUGCGAGACUGCGCGAUCGACUGGGUACGGCGCGGAAUGCGAAUGAGAUGUUUAGGGUGUUUUCCAAGUUCAACGCGCUUUUCGUACGGCCAAAGAUUCGUGGUGCGAUUCAAGAGUACCAGACGCAGCUUAUUGACUCGGUCAAGGAGGAUAUCAAGCGGCUGCACGACAAGUUCAAAACCCAAUACCGCUACUCGGAAGCAUACCACAUGUCGCAGAUGCGCGACCUGCCGCCGAUCGCGGGCGCGAUCAUCUGGGCGCGGCAGAUCGAGCGGCAGCUGCUCACGUACAUGAAGCGCGUCGAGGACGUGCUCGGGAAGGGCUGGGAGCUCUACGCCGAGGGCCAGAAGCUGCAGAGCGAGAGCACGGCGUUCCGCAAGAAGCUCGAUACGCGGCCGGUGUACGAUGCGUGGCUGCACGAUAUCAAUCGGCGCGAUAUGGGUGUUAAUGGGCGGCUGUUUGAGAUUGUGAGGCUGAGGGGGUCGCAGGCGCAGGCGAACGGCGCCGGUGGAAGCGGGGGCGCGGGGGGCGGAGGGGGUGGCGGGUAUCAGUUGGCGGUGAACUUUGAUCCGCAGAUUAUCACGCUGUUCAAGGAGGUGCGGAACCUGCUGUGGCUCAACUUCCAGGUGCCGCACGCGAUCACGAACAUGGCCAAGGACGCGAAGCGGGUGUAUCCGCACGCGGUGAGUCUGAUGGAGACGGUGCGGACGUACGGGCAGACGCUGGACCUUGUGGAGAACAACAGAGGGAUCGAGUGGCUGGUGGCAGAGUAUAGAAACGAUGCGCAGAGGAUGGUGUCCAAGGGCAUGAACAUCCGUUGGGACUAUUUCGUGAACCAGUACGACACGGCGCGGUACGUCGGCGCCGAGGGGCGCGCGGACAACCGGCACAUCCAGUUCGUGCGCGAGUUCGCGAGCGUCGUCAGUGUAUUGCAGGAUAAGACAAACAACGUUAUUGAUCUGUACCGCGACAUCACGCGCGCGGUCGAGGAUCUAGGCACGUGCGCGUUCAGCACGGAGGCGUUCGCGGAGCUGCUGGCGCGCAUUCAGGCUGCCAUCGAUAGGCUGAAUUUGGAGGGUUACGCGAACCUCGACCACUGGGUGGCCAGCCUCGAUAAGCGGAUCGAGGAUAUCUUUCUCCAGCGGCUCACGCAGAUCAUCGAGACGUGGUGCAGCGAGUUCGACCGCGGCGCGGACGACGGCGACCGCCGGGAUGCGCUCGCGCUGCGCGAUAUGACGAACAAGCGGAAGGCGGGCAAGGGAGUCAAGGAGGAGAAGUUUGUGGAGGGCAGUUUGACUGUGAAGCCGAUUGUGCACGAGAUCCGGAUACAGAAUCAGGUUAUCUUCUUGGAUCCGCCAAUAGAGUAUGCUCGCUCGACGUGGAUCAAGCAACUACAUGAUUGGCUCGGUGUUGUGUGUCGGUUACGACGGAUACAGAGCUCGCGGUACGAGAUCGGUCUGCAGAUGCAGGUCACGGCCGCUGUCGAAACAACGUACACCUCUCUCCUCACCCAGCUCCCCGACGAAAUCCUCCAGCGCCCGUUCUCGCUCAUCGACCAAAAAGUGCGAGAGCUCAAAGAGUACGUCGCGAAAUGGCUGCAGUUCCAGUCGCUCUGGGACCUCGAGGCCGAAUACGUGUUCAACCGGCUCGGCGACUCGCUCGCGCACUGGCAGCAGCUCCUCACGGAGAUCAAGAAGGCGCGCUCGACGUUCGACACGUCCGAGACGCAAAAGGGCUUCGGCGUGUGCGUCGUGGACUACGAGCAGGUGCAGGCGCGGGUGAACGCAAAGUACGACGCGUGGCAGCGGGAUAUUCUGAGCCGGUUCGGGGUGAAGCUGGGGAAUGCGAUGAAGGAUAUGCAUGCGAGCAUUCUCAAGGCGAGGAAUGAGCUCGAGCAUCAUUCGAUCGAGGGGCUCGUUGGUGCGACGGCGAGAAGGUUUUGAGGUGGUGUUAGCGUGACGGUGGGGGUUUGUGAUGACUUUACGACUUGGAUGAGCGGCGAUGACGAUGGGCCGAUGGAGAUGAAGCCAGGCUUAGAUGCUGAGGUGGACGACGAUAGACGGGUGGAUUGGUUGGGUUAUACCCUCCGCGGUGCGCCAGGCAUCGAUUACAACUUACCUAUUUUGUGGUUCUACAGUAUGCGCGUAUGCAGUCAUGUUACACUAUCCCGCAACUUUCUUUCUCUUUUCUGUCCCUUUGUCAUUUCUGUACUAUUUCUGUCUAAUGGCUACAUGUCUACAUAAUCGGAUCCCGUUCGUGUUCUACAUAUCAGUUGGAUGACAUGGGGUCUAAGCGGUGUGUAGUAUAAUAGUGCGCGCGCGGUUGGACGUGCGGCGUGUUUUUAGAAGGAUGGAAUGACGGUGAUGCUAUGGAUAUCUAUUAUCUAUCAGGUUGGAUUGAUAUGUCGUGAGGAUGCGCGGUCGGUUGGACGAGGGGGCGCAGAAACUGAUGAAAGAUGGAUAGGAAGAAGCAAGGCAAAAGGAGGUAUGCAAAAAACCGAGACUAGGAUUGAAAACAACCGCGUCCUACCACCGCGUGAUAUCCGCCUCCGCCUCACCGAACAUGCUCGUCUUCUUGACUGAAAAGUCCCCCACCUUCAGCCCACCCUCACCCCCGCCCUUGCCCUCGCCCUCGCUUUCGGGUUCCACAGGCUUCUCGUAGUACGCCGGAAACUCGCGCUUCAGGAAACGCAUGACGUGCCUGUUGAUCUGCUCAAACUCGAGCAGGAAGCCAUCGUGCCCGUCGGGCGAGGGGAUCAUGACGAGCUCCGCGCCGGGGAUGUGCGUCGCGAGCUCGCGCUGCUCGCUCGGCGUGAAGAGGCCGUCCGUUUCGAUCCCGAUGAUCAGCGCGCGCGCGGGGAGGGUGGCGAGCACAGCGGCGAGGGCCGCUGACUGCGGGUCUGCGGCGUCCGAAGUCGUGGAUGGGUCACCGUUGGCUAAGGGAGGAGGAUGGCGCCCGCGCGCGACGUCGUGCGUGUCCAUCUUGCGCGUGAUGUGGAUGUAGCAGUUGGCGUCGAAGCGCGCGAUGAACUUGGCGCCCUGGUAGCGGAGGUAGCCCUGUGCGCUGAAUGGCGUCGGCGGGGAGCGCGGUGGGGAGAGGGUGCCUGUCCCCCCUGGCGCGGGAGGGAUGCUGACGUUGGUCGUCGAUGCCCGUGGCGAGCUCGCGUGCGAGCGCGAGCCGGCGCGUCCCGCGUUCUUGUGCCCCUCGUUGUGCGCCGCGAGCGCCGCGUCCGCGUCCGACAGCUGCAACGACGGUGUCACCGCCCCCUCAUCCGGCGCGGGCGCGGGAGCAGUCGAGGGCUGCUGCGGGCGCCUCCCAAACCUCCGCUCGAACGAGUCUCGCGAGCGGUACGUGAGCAGCGCAGCCAUGCGCGCUGCCGCGAGCCCGGUCGCGGGCUGCUCGGCGUAGUAUCCGUCGUCGUAGCCCGGGUCGGAAUAGAUGCUCUGCCGCUGGGCCUCGCCCCAGGAGAUGCACCACGCCGAGUGGCGCGCGGACGUCGCGAGGGGGAUGAUGUGUCGCACGAAGCCUGUGGGCGUGCAUAAAGGCCACUCGAGCACGGCCAUGCCGCCCAUGGAGCCGCCGACGGCGACGGCGACGGAGGAGACGCGGAGGUGGUCGAGGACGUGUUUUUGGAGGC
Messenger RNA from Coniophora puteana RWD-64-598 SS2, 5297 nucleotides. RefSeq names its product cytoplasmic dynein heavy chain 1. The record is from RefSeq and is a predicted model, not a curated record. Gene Ontology annotation, biological process: microtubule-based movement. Lineage: Eukaryota; Fungi; Basidiomycota; Agaricomycetes; Boletales; Coniophoraceae. Gene Ontology annotation, cellular component: dynein complex. The coding region runs from base 1 to 3603 and encodes 1200 amino acids. The transcript is spliced from 13 exons. Gene Ontology annotation, molecular function: dynein light intermediate chain binding; dynein intermediate chain binding; minus-end-directed microtubule motor activity.